CCUCUGGAUCUGGGGUUCCUGGGACAGCCCAUGCCCAUCCCCAGAUGGGCGAUUCACUUUUGCCUUCUCCUUGACUGCCCACCCCCACCACGCUGCCAAUGUCUCGGCAAUUCCUCUGUCAUUUCGCCCUUCCUCCGCCCCUCCCGGGCAGGGACCAAGCCACAGCCUCUCGGGAUCCCGCUCCUCCCGCCCUGCGAAUGGGAGCAGAAUGCAUGGGGUGCUCCAAAGCACGGCAGGGAAGGUGUUGUCCCCAGAGGAAUGUUGAUCUUCAGAUUUCGCGGUACGGACGCGCUGGCCGGGCCGGCGCCCAGCUACGAGGGCACGCCCCUGUUGAGGGACAGGCUGUUGAUGCUCACUGCUGCAGUCCGCGUUCCCGGGCACCCCGAGGGAAACAGCAGGAGGCGGGGCAGCCGGGAGCAGCGAGGCGGGCUGGGAAUCUUCCUCAGCGCCACAGCUCGCGUCGCGGAUGGGAGCCGGGCCGGCUGGAGGGGGCGGAGCCAGCGGGGGAGCAUCCCCGACCGGCGCUGCGGGCGCCACUGCCGAUGAACUGGCUUCAGGCUGCGGUGCAGGGGGCUGGAUGUGCUUUUCAGCGCGGGACUGCCGGCAGCUGUCGCGGAACCGGCUGCCUCUCUUGUCAGCGGCGGAGGCACACACGCCACACGGGGUGGAGGAGGAGGAGGAGGAGGAGGAGGCGGAGGCGGAGGCGAUGGUCCCUCUGGCGCUGGCAAAGGGGCAGGAGCGAACGCAACCCCUGUCGGAGCAAUUGCUGACUGUGGAAGUGGAGCCGCUGAAGGCUUCGGUCCCUCCUGUGCAUGCGCCGGGAAGACAGGAGAGAGCUGCUCCGAGUGUUCGGUGGGCAAUGCCGGCUCCUCCCGCGGAGCGGGGGUGGAAGGAACCAACGGCGGCUGUCCGGGAAAGGAUCGUUCCCCAGCUGGCCGCGGCGGAGAGACUGAUGGACUCAUGUCUGUGGGCUAUGCUCGUGGGAAACAAAAGCAGGACUUUGCUGCAUCUGGCUUGCAAUGGAGCAGGGCAGGCUCUUAGCCUUACCUCUUCUAUGGAAAGCAGAGGAAUACUGUAUCUGCUGGCUCCUGCAGCUGCCAGAUUUCAUCCUGUAGAGCUCAUUUCCACACACUGCCAAAGCACAGCAUCUCUGCCUGGGAAAUCCUGGUGGUGAGCUCCUGCUUGGGGACAGGUACAAUUUCUUUUCACAAAAAGUCUGGCGUCACCCCAUGUGUCACCUUGUUAUGUGUAGUAGAUAUAAUUCGCACAAUUUCUAGUAUGAUAUAUGUGAUAUUGAAUAUUUGUUGGAGUAUACACGUUUGUAUUAGGAGCCCCCCCCCACCCUUGCAGACGAAACCUGGUGUACCUUGAAACCCGAUUUACAAGUAAAAGGAUGUGGCUCGUCUGGAAAUGGGCCAUAUCUGAAGCGAUAAGGGGAUGGCCAAGUGCUGAUCAUCGAGUGAACGACCCAAGAUGGAUAUCAUGGAAGUCCUCUGGACAGAUACAUGUGAAUGCAGGGUUCUCCUAAAUUUCAUCAAGGGAUUCACCAACUCCGGACAUUGGACAUCGGAUUGUUCUACCUCGUUGCCAAGAAAAGAAAUCUCAUCAAACUAUGGGACUCUGAAUAAAAGAAAGGACUGAUUGCCAAAAUCCUGGCCUCAGGCAGAAUUUUCCCUAUAAAAACCGCUUGUGCCAGGAUGGAGGUGUGUGGGCAUAGAGGAAAACCUCUGCUGAGGCUGUCUUCUCUGUUGCACACCCAGCGCCGACCCCGGGCUCGGCACUGUUCUUUCCUUGUGGCUGGCUAGAUAGAAUCUGAUUGAAAAAUAAAAUUAUUUUAUUUUUAAUUUGGCUGGAUCAAUUUUCAUUUAUAACAACCUGACCUGCUGUCUAGCUGGGCACGUUUGCCAGCAUCAUUGCCAAGCACUCCUCAAACUUCACAUCCCUGGUAUUUAACAACUCCCAUGCAAGAAAAUGUGCUGAAAGCUGGGUCUGAGCCUUGUUUCAACCAGGUGACCAGGACUUCUGCAGGUGGGCAUUUGGCUCCUAAUUUCCAAGGAAAGUCCCCCAAGAGUCAAGCUGACCUGUUAUAUUUGGAGAUCACCUCCUGCAUGCAAAUGGUGGGGAUGCAGGUGACUGUGGAUGCUGACAGUCUUGUCAGAGAGAAAGUCAGAUAAACUUUCCCAGGCAUUGUUCUGAGGGAGCUUGAAAAAGCUCAGAGAAAGAAUUAAAAUAAUCCUUAAUCUUUGCAGCUGGUGUUUUGAACUUGCUAUUUACUUGUAAGAUGUUUACAAGAAGGGUGUUGUUCCUAAUUAGCCAAAGAUGUGAGGGGUGUUGAUUGAGGACCAGUCAGGUCCAGCUUUCUUGGAACAGUCUAUAAAAAAGAAUGUGAUGUCUAAUAAACUUGGCAUUUGCCUUCUGAGACUGGAGUCUAUGUCACCUCAUUCAGCCGUCCCUAAUACAAGUGUGACAGGUGAUGGCUGUAGGUAUGAGAUGAGGCUUCUGGUCCCUGUUGCUGUUCGUUGCAGCUCCUCCCCAGUCAUUGCAUCAUCGCAGCUCUCAAUCCCAGUCACCAACAGCAACAUUUCCAAUGCUCUUUAGAGCAUUCAGGGAGAGGAUUUUUGCCCAUUGUUGUUGAGAGUUUAGCUGAAGAAUGGCUGCGCAGCAAGGGACACGAAAGGGUUAAGUUGAUGAGAGUGUGAGAAUACGUGACUUGUAGCAUGAAAACUGUGCCCUUGAGAAACAGAUGUUUUCUAUCAACCUUGGGAGCCAGACAUCUCCUAACAACCUUGAGUAUACAGAUGUCUCGAUAAAAAUGAAAUAUUGCUUGGUAUGCAGAAAAGUAAUCAAGUAUAAAGAAGCAGUAACCGCAAGGCUUAUCGCAAAGAGAUAUAUGUGUUAAUAGAAAGGUAACCAAUCCUGAGCUUCGCUUUUGCAAUAUGUAUGAACUAGUUAGUGCUUGUAUAAAGAAACUGUAAUCGACUCCAAUAAACCGAAAACUUGUUGACCAUGA
Messenger RNA from Taeniopygia guttata (zebra finch), 3010 nucleotides. The record is from RefSeq and is a predicted model, not a curated record. NCBI's taxonomy places the organism in Eukaryota, Metazoa, Chordata, Aves, Passeriformes, Estrildidae.